AUGGCUGCCCUCCGAGAGACCAGGGUGCAGCCACAUGGCAACAAGCAAGAUGAGGUAGUUCAACUGGCAGACCUGGACGUCAUCGAGCCUAAGCUCUACGUGCAUAUGAUCGAGGUCUUUUCCCUGAAGCCAGACGCAGACAAGCAGCAAAUCCUCGACAACCUGACCGAAGGUCUCUCCCGAACCCUUGCUGAGUACCCGAUCUUGGUGGGCUCGUUGCACUUUGACAAUGAGACAAAGAGAGUCGUCGUGAAGAGGACGCCAGCCUCCUCCGUGGCCUUGGCUAUCAAGGAGCCUGGGUCGGAUGGCGCGAGCGACAUCGAGUCCUUCGCAACCCUCGACAAGCACGACUUCCCUGUCCACCUUCUUGAUGCAGGCAAGGUGCUCCCGUCAUCUGUGGUCGGGACAUUCCCGGUCCCAGCCCAGGAAAUCUCAACAGACGGCCCAGCUGUCUGUGCCUUCCAAGUUACAUUCAUCGAGGGAGGUAUCAUCCUAGCGCUGGCGGUUACCCACCAGGUCUGUGACGGAAUGGGCUGCGAGAUGCUGCUGACAAGCUGGUCACGCAACUCGUACGCCGUCUUCAACGGCACGGCAAACGGCACCAUCAAUACAGCCGCAAUGCCGGACCGGAACCUCCUAAGCCUCAAGUCCACGCCCGUCACCUCACCAGAGGAGCUGAAGAAGCUCGGCGACAAGUUUCCCACGUACAAGGCCCGCGACGGGCCCCCAGCGCCACCGCCAGCAGACUUCGAGAUGCCAGUUGUCAAGACGCGGAUAUGGCACGUACCAAAUAGCAAGCUGAAGGAGCUCAAGGCGCUCGCCAGCGCCACGGCGCAGGACGGCGGCGGCCCAAGCUGGGUGUCGACAUACGACGCGCUCCUCGCGAUCCUGUGGCGCGCAAUCGUGCGAGCCAAACAGCCGCUUCUCAAGCCCGACGCGGCCGCGCCGUCCAAGGCCAUCCACGCCGUCAACGCGCGGGGGCGGACCGACCCUCCCAUCCCGGAUAAUUACAUCGGCGUCGCCGUCACGCUGCCUCAGUCCCCCGAGUUGGCCGUCACGGACGUCCUCUCGCCGGACCUGGGCUCGGCGCUGCCGCUCCUGGCCCGCACAGUGCGCGCCGCCACAAACCAGGUGACGCCGUCGUACGUGGCCGACCUCAUCAGGUGGGCGGGCUCGAGCCCGGACCUGCGGUGGGUCGAGUUGGAUAUGCAUUGGGUGCUGGGACUGGACUGCAUGGCCUUCGACUGGCACACGAUGAAGUCAUACCAGGUGCACGACUUCGGCUUCGGGAGGCCCGCGGCGCUGAGGUGGCCGCACCCACAGUUUGAGGGAUUCUUCUUUGUGCUGCCGACGAGGACGACCAAGGGCAACCCGGACGAGGCCUUCCUGAGGGUCACGGCCACAGGAGAUGUCAUCGAGGACCCAGCCGGAGACGAGGACUCUUCUACCGCCCGGGACAGGAUCUUGCGCGCGACCCGGUUGGUCUCGAGCCCCUCAAUCCGCACCGAUGGCAAUACUUCUUCAGUGCCCUCGGCGGAACGGAGUGUCCGAACGAGACAAUCAACUAGUCUCACGGGCAUCGAGCUGAUGGACGCGCCUCCAUCCUGGCAUCGGAGCGCGCCCAUGCUGGAGUACCAUGUCAAGUACGCGCACGGCUUCGUGUUCGUCUUCAACAUGUCGUCGCGGGAGACACUUGAACUGGUCAAAGAGAUGUUUGACGCUGUGGAGCACGCAGCGGCAGCCCUGGGCCUCGUUGGCGAUGGAAAUGGGCGAGGUUCCACGCCGGUAAUUCUGAUUGGGAACGUGGAUGAGCAUUUGCGCCGCCGGGAGGAUGACGUGAAGGAGGGGCCAGCCGACUCGAAAGCUCAAGACCGAGUCCCUGCAGCAUCCGUUAGAGCGGAGGCUGCGAUGCUUGCGGAGAGCUGGGGUUGUGAGCUCUUUGAGGUAGACACUGGCAGCGGUGCUGCUUUCAGUGACGGUGCCAACGAGGCUUUCUUUGCGAUACUGCGGAAGAUCGAAGAAGCCAAACGCCCGCGACGGUCUGGUAUUGCCUAUGGCUUCAGUGAGAAGAAGGCUCCAGAGCGGCUGCUCGUUCGAAGGACCGUUGGCCGCAUCCUUCCUGGCCCUUUGUUGAAGCUAUUCGCCAAGUGA
Molecule: messenger RNA, 2151 nt
Organism: Diaporthe citri
Lineage: Eukaryota; Fungi; Ascomycota; Sordariomycetes; Diaporthales; Diaporthaceae
Exons: 3
Coding region: 1-2151 (716 amino acids)
Biological process (GO): secondary metabolite biosynthetic process
Molecular function (GO): acyltransferase activity, transferring groups other than amino-acyl groups
Source: RefSeq, a predicted model, not a curated record